Molecule: messenger RNA, 1545 nt
Organism: Lathyrus sativus (Indian pea)
Lineage: Eukaryota; Viridiplantae; Streptophyta; Magnoliopsida; Fabales; Fabaceae
Source: the annotation of a GenBank genome assembly
AUGACUAUAACCAUGGUCCCACAGGCAAGGCCUCCAGCUUGUGUACAUCCAACAGAAGGCUGUAAAUCAGCAACGAAAGGUCAAAUGGCAAUGCUACUCUCUGCAUUUGGUCUAAUGUCAAUUGGAAAUGGUGGUCUUUCAUGUUCCAUGGCAUUUGGUGCUGACCAAGUGAAUAGAAAAGAUAAUCCAAAUACCUAUAGAGUCUUGGAAACAUUCUUCAGUUGGUAUUAUGCUUUUGCAAUUAUUGGUGUCAUAAUAGCUCUUACCGGAAUUGUAUACAUUCAAGAUCAUCUCGGUUGGAAAAUUGGUUUCGGUAUUCCCGCAACACUCAUGCUUUUAUCUACUCUCUUAUUCUUUCUUGCUUCUCCUCUUUAUGUCAAGAUCACCAAAAGAACCAGCUUGUGUACUAGUUUUGCACAAGUAACUGUAGCUACUUAUAAGAACAGAAAAUUUCCAUUACCACCUAAAAACUCAACUGGUUUAUACCAUCACAACAAGAACUCAGAUCUUGUUGUUCCAACUGAUAACCUAAGGUUUAUGAAAAAAGCAUGUGUUAUUAAGGAUCAUGAACAAGAUAUAGCCUCAGAUGGUUCAGCAAUAAAUCCUUGGAGACUAUGCACAGUAGAUCAAGUAGAAGAACUAAAAGCCCUUGUAAGAGUAAUUCCGUUGUGGUCAACAGGGAUCAUGAUGUCCCUUGACAUUGGAGGAUCAUUUGGAUUGCUUCAAGCUAAAUCCUUAGACAGACAUAUCACCUCACACUUUGAAGUUCCAGCAGGAUCUUUUAGUGUUAUCAUGGUUGGUGCAAUAUUUAUAUGCAUUGUUCUCUAUGAUCGCGUUGUUAUUCCUCUAGCAUCAAAGAUAAGAGGGAAACCGGUGAGGAUAAGUCCAAAGACAAGAAUGGGAAUAGGCUUGUUUUUUUCCUUUCUCUACUUUGUAACUGCAGCGACUUUUGAGAGUAUAAGAAGAAAGGAAGCAAUCAAGGAAGGAUAUUUGAAUGAUCCUGAUGGAGUGUUGAAAAUGUCUGCAAUGUGUCUUGCACCUCAACUUUGUUUGAGUGGAAUAGCUUCAGCAUUCAAUGGAAUAGGCCAAAAUGAGUUCUUUUACACAGAGUUUCCGACGACUAUGUCUAGUGUUUCCGCUUCUCUUUCUGGUUUGGCAGCGGCUGUAGGAAACUUGGUAUCUUCUUUUGUAUUCAACACUAUAGAAAACUUUACUUCAAGAGGAGGAAAACAAGGGUGGAUUACUGAUAAUAUUAAUAAGGGUCGUUUUGAAAAGUACUAUUGGGUUAUAGCUGGACUUAAUGCUCUUAAUUUUGUAUAUUAUUUAGUGUGCAGUUGGAUUUAUGGACCUACUGUUGAUAAAGUAUCUAAGGAGACUGAAGAAAAUGGUACAAAGGAGGAAGAUUCAACUGAACUCAAGAAUGUGAAUCCAUUAUUUGAUGAAAAGGUUAUUAGUGAUGAAACUAGAUCAAUGGAGAAAGAGUUAACUGAACUCAAGAACAGUGAAGAAAAUGGCUUUAAGGAGGAAGAGUUAACAAAGGAUUAA